GCUUAUCCUAACCUCAAAAUUCUCGCAAAAGUUGACGCAAGUUGAUGCAAUAACUUCGUGGGUGUUUUUUGGUGUCUUUACCAAAUAUAAAAUGAAACAUUCAUGUUUGUUAAUUUCGUAACGUGACAACUCAUCGAGAUGAGUUCCGUGAAGACUAUUAUUGGCCGUCAUUCCAGGUUCCAGCAUGAUAAAAACAUUCCGAAUUGUUAAAUGCUUGACGCUGCAGCUCGAUGGCAAAGCUCGACACCUGGACGCUGUGACACCGAUACGCGUUGUUCGUGUAUAAUAUAAUAUAAGAUGUAAGAUGGGACCGCAUCGUGUGCCGUAAUAAUGCGCCUAAAAUUCGUCAGGGCGCUUCUGAUCCUCGCGCUGUUAGGCAAUCUCAUCGUCUGGCAUAGGAUAUGGCGGCUAUCCAUGGAGCAAAACAUGGGCUUGCUGACGCCGAGCGUCAUGACAAACGAACACUCACAGAAGCACCAACAGUGUCUGGGCCAUUUGGUCACCAUUGUCAUCAGACAAUUCGAGAACUUCGAAAACGAUGUGGCGUCCAUGGUGGAGUCAGUUUUGAAUUCCUUCCCAGGGAUACCCGUCUUGAUAGUCUGCGAUGAACUGCCUUAUCCGCCACUGGAGCUGGACUUUGCCAACGAGAGUAUGAAGAACGUCAAACUGAUCAGCUUAAAGCCUGAAUUCAGUAAGUCCUCUGAGGAAAGGAAUCCACUCUUCUAUAUACGUACCAAGUUUGUCCUAUUCUUACCUGAUGCAACAAGAUUGUCGAAUAAGCAAGUUAUACAGGAUACUAUCGCGCAAGUGUCAAAUUUAGGGAUUGUUAUUGUACCAGUGGGAAAGAUAGCCUUACAUUGUCUUGAAUUAGAUUUAAAAGUGAGAGAAUGGAAUUUGAAGAUAGCACGAGUUAUGGCAACAGAAUGUGAUAGUGUAAUAGGUAAACAUGUUACUAUGCUUGAGGCAAAAAUUUUGAGAAGAUUGUCAGAUCCAUUUUUGCUGCCUUUCACGGACGCGUUAUACAUUCAGACAACAGCUAUUGGUGCAAAGAUACAUAUAUUGAAAAACUAUCAGUUCAAUGAGGGAAAGCCAUUGUACAGAAACCAACAGGCACAAUCCAAGAUACAGCAGCUGUAUCGUACACGUGAGCGAUUGAUGUUCGAGAAAUUGGGGAUAAAAAAAGUUACAAGAGCUUCCGGUUCCGUGGAGUGGUACGGUUGUUCGCGGGAAACUCCGAGAUGUUUUGGUUCAGUAAUAAACGGUGUGCCAUCGUAUCUCUAUCAACAUCGAUACACGCCGCCUUGUUGUUUGGCCGGAUUGAGAAAAGUCACCUAUCACAUUAUUGACAAAUUGGAGGAGGUCGGUAUACGGUUCUGGUUGGAGGGCCAAUCGUUGCUGGGAGCGAUGAGGCAUGGCGAUAUUCUACCGUGGGAUCACGAAGUACAAAUCGGAUUGAACCGAGACGAUUUGGCGAGAUCGCCGUGGUUGGUCAGAGCUAAGAGCAAGCCGGUCGUUGAUAAUGACGGCUUCAUUUGGGAGAAAGCGACAGAGGGCGAGUUCUUCAAGGUACAGUACUCCAAGGUGAAUCGUUUGCACGUGAAUCUGCUGCCGUUCUACACGCGCAACGGAUCCAUGACGAAGGAUGCGUGGUUCCUAAAGAAUCGGGACUUCCCAGAGCACUUUCUUCAUCCAAUGUCUAGCAUCGAGUUCGCCGGUAGACAAGUGCCAUGUCCAAAUAAUAUUAGAGACUUCCUAGAGCUUAAAUACUUUAAGGGGGUGAUAGAGAAUCCAGAAUUACCGGGUAAAUUUGUCUUUGAUUAGUCCAUUUUAGAUUAAUUAUAUAAGAUUAUUCGCGGUAGCGUAUUGUUGCUUGAUUUUGCAGAAAUCGAUGCUUCAAAAGUCAAGCCAUGUUUAUCGCUAUCGAAUUGAUAACUAUAUUGAAACAUUACAUAUUUUAUGACAUUAGAAAUUAUCUAUGCAUGAAAACGUUAAUAUAUCUAAAUAAAAAUUACAAUUUGAUAAUAUCUUUCGUCUACAUUGAAGACUUGCGAACAUUUCUAUUGCCUUAUUCGGACUCUACUUUAGUAAGAAAUGAUGACAAAUAAUUGUUGUUAUCUUUGAACAACUCAGAAGUAAAGUAAAAAUCAUAAAUUUUUUUCUUGCAUGACCUGUUAAUAUAUUGUGCCAAAUAAAUUCAGUAUUUUUAAUUAGAUUUGUAGAUAUAAAUGUU
Acromyrmex echinatior (Panamanian leafcutter ant) is the source of this 2230-nucleotide messenger RNA. RefSeq names its product ribitol 5-phosphate transferase FKRP. Gene Ontology annotation, biological process: protein O-linked glycosylation via mannose. The record is from RefSeq and is a predicted model, not a curated record. Gene Ontology annotation, cellular component: Golgi apparatus. NCBI's taxonomy places the organism in Eukaryota, Metazoa, Arthropoda, Insecta, Hymenoptera, Formicidae.